This is a messenger RNA of Rattus rattus (black rat), 1066 nucleotides long. RefSeq names its product leukotriene B4 receptor (gene Ltb4r). Gene Ontology annotation, molecular function: leukotriene receptor activity; complement receptor activity. Lineage: Eukaryota; Metazoa; Chordata; Mammalia; Rodentia; Muridae. Bases 1 to 1056 code for a protein of 351 amino acids. Gene Ontology annotation, biological process: positive regulation of cytosolic calcium ion concentration; phospholipase C-activating G protein-coupled receptor signaling pathway; complement receptor mediated signaling pathway. The transcript has a single exon. The record is from RefSeq and is a predicted model, not a curated record. Gene Ontology annotation, cellular component: plasma membrane.
AUGGCUGCAAACACUACAUCUACUGCAGCAACUUCUUCUCCUGGUGGCAUGUCCCUGUCUCUGCUGCCCAUUGUCCUGCUGUCUGUGGCCCUGGUUGUGGGGCUUCCCGGCAAUAGCUUUGUCGUGUGGAGCAUCCUGAAGAGGAUGCAGAAACGCUCUGUCACCGCCCUGCUGGUGCUGAACUUGGCCCUGGCCGACCUGGCCGUGUUGCUCACUGCUCCCUUUUUCCUACACUUUCUGGCUCGGGGCACCUGGAGUUUUGAAGUGACCGGUUGCCGCCUGUGUCACUAUGUCUGUGGAGUAAGCAUGUACGCCAGCGUCCUGCUUAUCACUAUCAUGAGCCUGGACCGCUCACUGGCAGUUGCCCGCCCCUUUGUGUCCCAAAAGGUUCGUACUAAAGCCUUUGCCCGAUGGGUGCUGGCAGGUAUCUGGGUGGUGUCUUUUCUGCUGGCCAUACCGGUCCUUGUGUACCGCACAGUAACACCCAAGAACAAGACGUUGAUCUGCGACUCGAGGUAUCCCAGCGACGGGCAUAAAGUCUUCCAUCUGCUCUUUGAAGCCAUCACGGGCUUCCUGCUGCCCUUCCUGGCGGUGGUGGCCAGCUACUCUGACAUCGGGCGCAGACUGCAGGCUCGGCGCUUCCGCCGCAGCCGCCGCACCGGUCGCCUGGUGGUGCUCAUUAUCCUGGCCUUCGCCGCCUUCUGGCUGCCUUAUCACCUGGUGAACCUGGUGGAAGCCGGCCGCACGCUGGCCGGCUGGGACAAGAACAGCCCUGCUGGGCAGCGUCUGAAGCUGGCCCGCUACGUGCUGAUCGCGCUGGCCUUCCUGAGCAGCAGCGUGAACCCGGUGCUGUACGCGUGCGCAGGCGGCGGCCUGCUGCGUUCGGCGGGCGUGGGCUUCGUAGUCAAGCUGCUCGAGGGCACUGGCUCCGAGGUGUCCAGCACCCGUCGCGGAGGCACUUUGGUCCAGACCCAGAAGGCCACACCCACCUGUCCUGAACCGGGCCCCGCCGACAGCUUCAUGACUUCCUCCACCCCUCCUGAAUCUUCGAAGUGAACUGUAGUAG